This is a messenger RNA of Saprolegnia diclina VS20, 1474 nucleotides long. RefSeq lists its product as hypothetical. Gene Ontology annotation, cellular component: nucleus. The record is from RefSeq and is a predicted model, not a curated record. Bases 8 to 1474 code for a protein of 488 amino acids. The transcript has 8 exons. NCBI's taxonomy places the organism in Eukaryota, Oomycota, Saprolegniomycetes, Saprolegniales, Saprolegniaceae. Gene Ontology annotation, biological process: nuclear DNA replication.
GAGCACGAUGGCGGACCCGAAGCCUCGCCUGAACCCGAUGGAGCUCAAGCGACAACGCUUGGCCAAGCGGCUCAAGGCCGAGCCGCUCGUGCCAACCCCGACGGCCGAGAAGCCGCUGCCAACCACGACGCCCGAGAAGCCGCUGCCAGCCGCGGCCGUCGCCGAUUCGCCGGCGAUGGACAUCGAGGCGCGCAUGAAGUCGAUCUACGCCAAGACGCGCAUCGAACCCAGCGCUCUUCGCAACACGUUGGGCGUUCAGUACCCCACGACACUCGAGACGCGCGACGAGCUUCCAUGGGACUGGACGCUCAAGACGAAGCUCUCGUGUAUGACGUCAUUUCCAUUCCCGCCACGGGUUCGCGCAGCGGGCGCUGCCCGGUCGUUUGAGCGCUUCCACAACGGAGCCAACAGCGACGAGAACAUGCGUCCCGACGAGCGCUGGUACGCGGGGCUGCAUCAAUACGUCCACCCGGCGUCGGGCUUGCCCAACCAAGCCGAGGGCGGCCACGACGACGACUUUGUGAGCCAGCGACUGCGCGACUGGCAGGACGCGUUCCGGAGUCUCUACUACGCCUUUCACCACACUCCGACGCACCGGUCGUUCUACCUCGUCACGCCGCAGUUUGUCGUCUGUUUUUAUCGACAAGUGCCAUCAAGAGACACAACGACCAACUCGUUCCGGGCCUCCUACGCGCUACCACCGGCGCCGUCGCCUGUCGCGAGCAGCAGUCCCCAAGGCGUCCGUCACGGUAUCGCCGCGGUCAUUUCCCACUCGACGUCGUCGUUUCGGCGCGAAUUAGUCGCCAACGGCAUUGUGUUUUCGACGCCGUUCAGCCGCACCGACGGCCACGCCCAAGUGCAAGGCGAUGCAGCGCUUCUCAAGGAGCUGCAUGCGCUCAGCAAGGUCGAUGCCGAGCUCAAACGUGCUACGUUCACGUCGCCGACGCCUUCGUCGUCACGGGCGUCGCAGUCAUCGACCAAUGGGAAAGCCAUGCGCGGCGCCGACUCGCUCCUGCUCUUCCACGACCCGGACAACGUUCACGGCCUGUACGACUUUCUGCUCAACCAGCAACCCACCGGUGCACUGGACGUCCCGACCAUCUAUGCAGCGAUGCCAUUCCAGCACGCCAGCGCCGUGCCUCUCAAAGUAACGUCCCGUGGCAGCGUCAAGUCGGCCCAGUCGCCCACCGAGCGCUACAAGAUCGAGGUUGAUGGCGUGCUGCUGCCCGAGACCCAUCGGCGCCUCACGCUGGCGAUCGCCGCCGCCGCGGGCUCGGAUGGCACGGUGGACGUGCACCACGAGACCUUUCCCGCAUCCUCGCGGCUCAACGUCUGUGGGUUUGAUUUGGACGUUCAAAAUCUGGCGAUUUGGCUCGAGACGCAUGGCGACGAGAUCGAGCUCACCAAGCGGCAUCUCCAGAGCGUCCACUACGCGCCCGAUACUGGGUUCACCUGCAAUGUUCAGAAAUCCUAA